Messenger RNA from Neurospora tetraspora, 2388 nucleotides. RefSeq names its product glycosyl transferase family group 2-domain-containing protein. The coding region runs from base 320 to 2275 and encodes 651 amino acids. NCBI's taxonomy places the organism in Eukaryota, Fungi, Ascomycota, Sordariomycetes, Sordariales, Sordariaceae. The record is from RefSeq and is a predicted model, not a curated record. The transcript has 4 exons.
UUAUCGGCGGUGAGGUACCGUAUGGUGAUGAUACUCUUGCAAAUGUAAAAUUCUAGGGUUAGUUGUUGCAAGGGUCGCGCUUGUUUGAACAACUUACAUUUCAAAAGCCACUUUCCGGACCAUCCACGUUUGCCAGUUGAUCGAUGCUGAUCCUGACUGGAUUUCGGCCCUUCCUUCGACCUUUUCCCUUUCUCUUUCUCACCGGCCACCAUACCGGCACAACCUUCAGUCCUGGUUCGACUGCACAACUUCAUUUUCUUACGACACUUAUUGUUUCUUUUCGCACCUCGUAACAUUAAUCACCUCUUCCGAUAUCCAGAUGUUCCUCAUUACGUGGUGUUCCCGCCGCGCCGGCGGUCUGGCUAUGGCCGGUACGAUAUGGCUAUCAUACUGGGUUAUCUCUGGAGAACGCGGGCAUCAACUACAUGGCUAUAAACAACAUGAGCCAAUCGACGACAGUCUUGCCUCCAAUGCGCCUACCGACAACCUCCUCGGCCCCAGCAACCGGGUGCGCGUGUUCGCCUACUACUGCCUUCUCAUCCACUUGCUCGUCGUCAUAUUCCCACUUCGUUCAAACUGGGCCGUUUUCACAAUCACGAAGAGCCUUCAGAAGAUGGCGCGCAUUGCGGCCGCCAGAGACCUCGAUUUUGCCCAUCAGCGCCGCGGUUCUUCGACCUCGUUAUCCAGCGCCGAAACUCUUACCUCCUCCAGGGGGUUGGCCUCAAGCUCAAGCAGCGAAGCUGGAGAAUCCGACAUCGAGCUCAGCGUUGACUCCGAAGAGCCGCCCAACACGAUCCUCCAUGCCAUCGUCAUUCCCAAUUAUAAGGAAGAAAACGACACGCUAAGGGAAACACUCGAGGUUUUGGCAUCGCACCCUCAAGCACGAGCCACCUACGAUGUCUACCUAGCCAUGGAACAGCGGGAAAGCAAUGUGGAGACCAAAGCCAUGUUGCUCGCGAACGAGUUCACGAAACGAUUUCGGUCCAUCAGCUUUACCGUACACCCGUCGGACAUCCCAGGAGAAUUGGCAGGAAAGGGGAGCAACCUUGCGUGGGCAGCGAGACAGCUCAGCCAGAGAUAUACACCUGCUCAACGGAAAGAUGUGAUCGUGACUGGAAUCGAUGCCGACAGCCAUCUCAUGGCCAAUUACUUCACGCUAGUCACUACAAUGCACGUGGCACAUCCCCGAACGGCGACGACCACCUUGUAUUCCGCGCCGAUUAUCUUCGACCGUAAUGCUCACAAUGUGCCUGCUAUUGUCCGGGUUGCGGACAUCAUGUGGUCCGCCGCCGGUAUGUCGGGAUUACAUGAAGGGUCGUAUGUUGCGCCCCCAACAUCAGUGUACUCUCUGCCACUUGAAUUGGUCGACAGGGUUGGAGGUUGGGAUUGCGAUUCGGAGGCCAUCGGAGAGGACCUUCACAUGUAUCUGAAGUGCUUCUUCGCCCUCAACGGGAACCUCACCGUCCGAACGGUCUUGAGCCCCGUCAGCCAGACCAACGUUACCGGCGGCGGGCGCGACAAGGGCCUCAGAGGAAUCGGCAUGGACAUGUCGGCCCGGUAUAAACAAGCGCUACGCCACAUGUGGGGCGCUUUGGAUACGGGCUACGCAUUGAGGAAGAUGGUUGAGGUUUGGAGGGAAAGGAAGCACACAUCGCGCGCAAUUCGCCCGCUUCAUACAUCUCCAAACGACUCCGAUCGCUACAUCCCCGAAACCCAACUCGAUACAUCCAACUGUAAUGGCUUCUUCUCGGAUAUCGUCACCGAUACGUUAGAAGGGCCAGACUACACCCGUAUCUUUGUUUUGUUUCAUCGACUAUUCGAAGCCCAUUUCCUGCCAGUUCAGAUGACUAUCCUGGUGAUCGGGUCUACGCUGUACCUGUGGCUGGUAGACGGGGCGGCUGAUGCGCCUGGCAUAGGAUGGAUAUUUGGUGUUUGCAACGUCCUACGCACCUUUGGGUUCAUAGAGGUUGGCCUAUACCUCUUCCUCUACGAAAGAUUUCACAAGAUUUGCGUCGAAACUCGCGAGAAGGAGAUGAGCGACGCCGGCCUCACCAAGGGCAUGCACUUCUCGCACCGAGCGCCCAAGAAGAACUGGAUUGACUAUUUCAUGGUCCCACUAGUCGCUACGGUAUACGGCUCCAUUCCUUGCGCUCAAGCUCUGAUCCAGCACUUUUGGACGUUGGACCUGGUCUAUACCGUGAGCAAAAAGGUGACCCGACAGAGAGGAAAAUCAGUCUCAUCAACACCAAAAAUAAAGGUUGAGACAAUGGUAUGAAGAAGAGGGAAACUUUGUGGCGUCGUUCAAUUCUUCGGUAGUUUUCUUCUUCACCUCUUCCGAUUUCCAGCGUUGUCGCCUAACAGCCCCUUGGAUGACGAACUAGCAAGUUA